CCGAGCGGCCACCGCGACGACCGAGCGCCGGAUCGCGCCCGACGCGAGUGCAGCGGCACGUGCGGUGCCGCGCUCACGUAAACAUUACGUAUCGAUCGAGUGCCUCCGCUGCACGUUUCGCCAUGAAAACAAAUUAUGUUUCCGUUUGCGCUGCGACCGCGCGACCAGUAGCACGAGCGGCCGAUCGCCGCGACCUCGCUCCGAGCCGUCGACCUUAACGUCGCGGGGACGGUCGUGGUGUCGCGAGCGCGCCGGCGGGCGCCGGAGUGAAGGGCCGCCAGGGCCGGAAACGACGAACGCGAGUGUCGGUGGAAGUGUGUCGGGUGAUGGUGGUCGGCGGGCGGCGGCCUGUGGAGCCCCGCUCGGACCCUGCGACCGACCGUAUUGUGUAACACUCGGGGGGGGUGGGCGGCGUGUUGUGGCGUGUUGCGGGCGCGCGUGACGUGACGGCGGGGGCAUGCCGGGCGGCCGCCGGGGGCUCGUGGCCCCACAGAACACCUUCCUGGAGAACAUCAUCCGCCGCUCCUCCUCGCAACCAGAUAGCAGCUUCCUGCUGGCGAACGCGCAGAUCGUGGACUACCCGAUCGUGUACUGCAACGAGACGUUCUGCAAGAUGUCGGGCUACAACCGCGCCGAGGUGAUGCAGAAGUCGUGCCGGUGCGCCUGGAUGUUCGGCGAGCUCACCGAGAAGGAGGCCGUGGAGCGCGUCGACCGCGCGCUCGACCACCACCUCGCCGACCACUUCGAGAUCCUGCUCUACAAGAAGAACCGCACGCCGCUAUGGCUGCUGGUGCACGUGGCGCCGAUCCGCAACGAGCGCGAGCUGGUGGUGCUGUUCCUGCUGACGUUCCGCGACAUCACCGCGCUCAAGCAGCCCAUCGACGCCGACGACCCCAAAGGAGGCCUGUCGAAGUUCGCGAAGCUGGCGCGGUCGGUGACGCGGUCGCGGUCGGUGCUGGUGUCGGCGCUGCCGGCGCUGAAGGAGCCGGCGCGGCAGAGCCAGCUCGCGCAUGUGAUGUCGCUGUCGGGGGACGUGCUGCCGCAGUACCGGCAGGAGGCGCCGAAGACGCCGCCGCACAUCCUGCUGCACUACUGCGCGUUCAAGGCCAUCUGGGACUGGAUCAUCCUGUGCCUGACGUUCUACACGGCGAUCAUGGUGCCAUACAACGUGGCGUUCAAGAACAAGACGAGCGAGGACGUGUCGCUGCUGGUGAUCGACUCCAUCGUGGACGUGGUGUUCUUCAUCGACAUCGUGCUCAAUUUCCACACGACGUUCGUGGGCCCCGGCGGCGAGGUGGUCAGCGACCCGAAGGUCAUCCGCAAGAACUACUUCAAGUCGUGGUUCCUCAUCGACCUGCUGUCCUGCCUGCCCUACGACGUCUUCAACGCCUUCGACCACGACGAGGACGGCAUCGGCAGCCUGUUCAGCGCGCUGAAGGUGGUGCGGCUACUGCGGCUGGGGCGCGUGGUGCGCAAGCUGGACCGCUACCUGGAGUACGGCGCCGCCAUGCUCAUCCUGCUGCUGUGCUUCUACAUGCUGGUGGCGCACUGGCUGGCGUGCGUGUGGUACUCCAUCGGCCGGUCGGACGCCGACUCGGGCCUGCAGUACUCGUGGCUGUGGAAGCUGGCCAACGUCACGCAGACGCCGUACGCGUACGUGUGGUCCAACGAGUCCGACGGGCCGGAGCUGGUGAACGGCCCGUCGCGCAAGACCAUGUACGUCACCGCGCUCUACUUCACCAUGACCUGCAUGACCUCCGUGGGCUUCGGCAACGUCGCCGCCGAGACCGAUAACGAGAAGAUCUUCACCAUCUGCAUGAUGAUUGUCGCAGCGCUGCUGUACGCGACGAUAUUCGGCCACGUGACCACGAUCAUCCAGCAGAUGACGUCGGCCACGGCCAAGUACCACGACAUGCUGAACAACGUGCGCGAGUUCAUGAAGCUGCACGAGGUGCCGAAGGCGCUGAGCGAGCGCGUCAUGGACUACGUGGUGUCCACGUGGGCCAUGACCAAGGGGCUCGACACCGAUAAGGUGCUGAACUACUGUCCCAAGGACAUGAAGGCGGACAUCUGCGUGCACCUCAACCGCAAGGUGUUCAACGAGCACCCCGCCUUCCGCCUCGCGUCCGACGGCUGCCUGCGCGCGCUCGCCAUGCACUUCCACAUGUCGCACUCCGCGCCCGGCGACCUGCUCUACCACACCGGUGAGAGCAUCGACUCGCUCUGCUUCAUCGUCACCGGCAGCCUCGAGGUCAUCCAGGACGACGAGGUGGUGGCCAUCCUGGGCAAGGGCGACGUGUUCGGCGACUCGUUCUGGAAGGACGCGGCGGUGGGGCAGUCGGCGGCGAACGUGCGCGCGCUCACCUACUGCGACCUGCACACCAUCAAGCGCGACCGCCUGCUCGAGGUGCUGGACUUCUACCAGGCCUUCGCCAACAGCUUCGCCCGCAACCUCACGCUCACAUACAACCUUCGGCAUCGACUCAUAUUCAGAAAGGUGGCGGACGUGCGGCGCGAGCGCGAGCUGAUGGAACGUCGCAAGCGCGAGCCGCAGCUGGAGCAGGCGCAGGACCACCUCGUGCGCAAGAUCUUCUCGCGCUUCCGCCGCGAGCGCAGCGUCGCCGCCGCCCCGUCGCGCGCGCCCGCCCCCGCCGCCGCCGCGCCCGCCGCCGACGCCGAGCGUGGCGACACGGCGGGCGCGGGCGGCGCGGGGGCGGAGGGGGACGCGGGGGGCGGGGCGGCGGGCCCGGGCGCGGCGGGGGCGCGCGGCAAGUGGGGCCGCCUGCUGUCGGGCGGGUCUCUGGACGCGGGCGAGGCGCCGCGCGCCGCCUUCACCCGCUCACUGAGCGCGCGCGACCGCCAGCCGCCCGCCGGCGCGCUCGGCGUCGCGCCCACCGAGAGCGCCGCCGCGCUCACAUUGAAGGCUGCGUUCGGUCGCAGCAGGGCGAGCAGCGUGCUCGGUGCGACGACGCGGCGGGAACCCAUCGACGAGGAGAGCGAGGAGCGUAAACCCGCCCCCGCCCCCGCUCCGACCGCGGCGCCUGCCCCAGCCCCAGCCCCCGCCCCCGCCCCCGCCCCCGCGCCGACCGCCCCCACCGCGGCCCCCGCGCCGACCGCGCAGGACACGGCGCUGGCGGAACUGCGGCGCGACGUGCGCAACGAAGUGCAGCGACUGCAGCAGAAAUUGGGGAGGGUGGAGGAGCUGCUGACGAUGCUGGCGUCGCGACUCGGGGCGGACCCCAACGACGCGACCCCAGACACGGAGCGAUCCGACCGCACCGACAGAUCCGAUCGAGGCGAGAGAUCGGAUCGCACCGACCGAACGGAUCGAGGGGAGAGGCCCGACCGAACCGACAGAUCCGAUCGAGGCGAGAGGUCCGACCGCACCGAUAGAACGGAUCGAGGAGAGCGAUCCGAACGUACCGAUCGCCCGGAGAGGACGGACAAGAGCGACCGCCCCGAGCGGCCCGACCGCAUCGAGCGCCUCGACAGAGACGGCGCGCUCGCCAGAAAAAGGAGGACAAAAGCGCGGAGCAAGGGCGCGGCGCCCGCGGUGCCGACGCCGCCGUCGCCGCCGGGCGCGGGGGGCGCGGGGGCGGGGGGCAGCCCGGGCUCGGCGUCCGCGCGCCGCCGCGACUUCGUGUAG
Messenger RNA from Aricia agestis (brown argus), 3646 nucleotides. It is a transcript of the gene eag, whose product is annotated as potassium voltage-gated channel protein eag-like. NCBI's taxonomy places the organism in Eukaryota, Metazoa, Arthropoda, Insecta, Lepidoptera, Lycaenidae. Gene Ontology annotation, biological process: regulation of membrane potential; potassium ion transmembrane transport. The transcript is spliced from 14 exons. Gene Ontology annotation, molecular function: voltage-gated potassium channel activity. Gene Ontology annotation, cellular component: membrane. The record is from RefSeq and is a predicted model, not a curated record. The coding region runs from base 458 to 3646 and encodes 1062 amino acids.